AUGGAUCUUAUAGCUAAAUUGGAAUAUGACAUUUUACUAAUCAAAGAACAAGACAAGAAUAUGGUGUACAAUCAAAUCGGUACUAAUAUUUUGCAAGAUAUAGAAUCUGGAAUCUCUGAUUCAUAUCCUAUUCAUAAUGAAAUAAGAAAAAAAAAGCUUCAACAUAGGCCACCUACUGAAAGUUCUCCAAAAGAGGAUAUUUACAUAUCUAAUAUUAAAUCUA
This is a messenger RNA of Racocetra persica, 223 nucleotides long. The record is from the annotation of a GenBank genome assembly. NCBI's taxonomy places the organism in Eukaryota, Fungi, Glomeromycota, Glomeromycetes, Diversisporales, Gigasporaceae.